CGGACACCGAGAGUACCAGAACUUCCCUGUGAUUGUGUUCUCACCUCCAAGCUUUUAUCAAGAAAAGUGCAAAAAAACCGAACUAAGAUGAAGAAUACAUGAACAUCGAAGGUCAACAAUCAGUGACGUCACAUCUUGACAACCAUGGUGAAAUGCAACGGGGAAGAUGGUACUCCUGUUCUUCAAGGAGUGAACAGCGCAAAGCUCACUUCAGAAGACAUUAUAAUACCUCAAACUAGCAAAAAGAACAGUCACAGCGGUCUAAGUGUCCGUACCAGCCGCAAUGCCAGUUCCUAUGGAUUUCGUCUUCAGGAAGAAACCCACGGUGAAACUAGCAGUGUCGGCGAUAAACUAGAGAGGGAUACCGCAACGUCCGUCAGCGUGUAUUCCACAUAUAAACAGCGCAUAGAUUCCAUGUUCGACGAGACGAGAUCCCAAAUGUCAUGUUAUGGCGUCACCAAUAGCAGCAUCGGAUUAGAGAAGAUACGGCCUGCGGUGGGAUCCGGCGAUGGUGAUGAAGAAGGGAGGCAGAAGAGAAUCAACAACACAGUUCAGGCAAGAAUAGAGAAAAUGUUCGCUGAAAUUGCAAAAACUGGAGGCGCGGGUACAACAAAGGAAAUGGUAGUCAGACAACCGUCGAGCAACGUGUCAUCACCGACGCCAGAGUCACCCUCCAGCAAUAGUUUCGCAGUGGACUAUCUUGGAUCCGUCCCCCUACCAGAUAAAGUGACUUCACUGCACGGCCUUCAAGAGCCUUUAAAAGAUUUAUAUUUUGCUUAUUGCCGUGCUAUGGAAACGCAGCAUGAUCGUUUAGGCAGUGACAUUUGCAGCAUGAGAGGUACUUUAGAAAUUAAUUCAAGUGGUUUAAAAGUGCAUCAUAAAGGUCAGGACAAAGGUGAACUUGAACAAUUAAAUCCGUUUCCCACAAUUGCCGUAUGGGCAGCUGUGAAAUUCGUGUGUCGUGUCCGUGGGUCCCGUGAUGGCGGUCUCAAAGGCAUGGAAUACGCUUUCCUGCCAUUAAUAGCAGAUCCUGAAGCUAUUGAUAAAGGGGCAUUAUUUCAACCGUUAAACCCAACAGAAGAAAAAACCAUUGUGUCAACAACACGAAAAGGUGGUGCUGGAAUAUCCUACAACCAUCAUUCCCCCAUGUUUGCAGUUGUUAUGAGAAAAAUGGGCGUUUCUAAGCAGCUGGAGUGUCACGGGUUUGUAUGCGCAAGCUCUGAAGACGCCAUUGUUAUGGCAGCUAAUUUAUAUCAAGCAUUGAUGAAUAAUAUGCAGAAUAGGAGUAACAACAAUGCAAAUAAAAACUUUAAGAUACAGGAAAAUCGACCGACAAGUCAAAAUGGCGUUAAUUAUGUGAGUUUGGGUGGUGACAGUAGUGUAAUGGGAGAUGCUAGCAAAAGUCAGUCAGUUGUUAGUAACGCCAGUGUCCAGAGUAGCCCCAGCAAAACACACCCCGUAGCCGUUGUACCAGAAGAGAUGAAAGAAAAUCUUAAGGAUAAAAAAGGUCCUACCGUGGCAAAAAUUCCGCCUCCAGUUCCUGUAAGACCUCCAAGGAGAAACAAGAAAUCUUCAGCUUCAUCUGCAAGUGAAGGUGAAGAUUUUGUAAUCCAGAAGAAGUCUCCAGAAAAAAUUACCGCUACUGGCUCAAUAAACGUGAAAAGUGCAUGUAAAAGGGAUGAUAGUGCUUCCCGAAGUAUGGAUCUAAGGACCCAAAACACCAGAAACACUACAUCAGAAACUGCCAACAUAGCUCCUGUAAAUUAUGGGGUCAGAAGAACUGUCUCAGAUCGGCAGAAUUAUGGCAGUAUAAAGUUAUCAACUGACAACCCAGAGGGUGGCGACAUUUUGACCAAGGUAGCAAUACCACGCAGUCGAAGUUUCUUGAAUGCAGGAGGACCCCUCACUAGAUACAACAGAAGGCAAGGCAGUGGCGUGCCUUAUGAAAAUAAUGGUGGGGGCUCAGGAAGCAGUCCUCUAGGCUUUAACGAACUCUUCACUGAAUUCCAGCUCCAAGAAGGACUCAACAGCAUGGAUGAUAUCCUAGAUGCAAUCAUAGAUGCUGAAGGAAUGUCGUUUAAUGACCUGAAACCAAUUUACAAAGAGUUUCUUAUGAAAUUAGCAGUAACUCUUACUAAAGAUGAGUUAUAUCAACGAAGUAAGAGCAUUAUGAGAAGGCAGAAGAAGAAAUUGGGACGCAGGAACAGCUGUUAUAAGAGGAAGAGGACUUUCGUGACCAGUGGAAGCGGCCUCAAGAGGGUCUUCAGGCGAUCGGUAAACAAACUGAAGCCGACAAAAUCUCGAUUCAACAAUUUUGAGUUCACAUCGGUCCUAUUUCCAUCAGAUUCUAUCAGAAGUACAAAGGUCAGUAAGAAAAUUAUGUCUCUAGAAAGUUCAUCCACAUCAACUUCAUCAUAUUCUACCAAGGCAUUUAAACUGCCAAAACAAAGUUUCAAAAAGGUCAGUCCUCUCAGUGGUGGCUUUCGGCUACAGAGAAAACCUAGCGCCAGCCGCCGGCGGUCCAUGUCAAAAUAUUAUAUAAACAGGCCUCCUCUCAUGACGAGUACGUCCGAAGACUCUGACUUCUUCAGUAUGGUGAGGUGUGGUAACAACGGGAUGAACAGUGCUACAGGAGCUGCAACAACUAUUAACUCUAGCAGAAGAGGUCAAAACAGAUCAUCUAGCGGUUAUUUUUCGUGCAGUGAAUGUAGUUAUGAUAGUGAAUCUUGUACGUGUAUUUCGGCUGAUAAAUGUUACUGUUCCCUAGCAGAUGCUAAGAAACACCCACGACCACUUUCAAAGGAUCUCUCAAUGUCAUCAUGUGGAUGCGACACAGACAGCUGCAUUGGAAGCGAUAAAUGCUACUGUGCAUUCAGUUAUCACAAUGGCAACAGAGGCCAUCACCACAUACAGCACAAGCACUGUAUGAAGGCAAUUCUAGACUCUCAUCCCGCUAAUAACAAACUUAACCUUCUCAGAAUUCCCAGAAACAACUCUGUAACUGAACGACUGAAACAAGGACGGUUUGUAGAUUCAGAAUCAAGCCUCUCGAGAGCUGCAUCGCCAACAACAGCUUGGAGAAGAAAUGAAAAUAAAGUGGCAUGUUCUAAAAAGAAAGAUAUAAAUGCAAUCAAAUCUUCUAAGAACCUAGAAUUCCUACAGAACGCAAAUCCACCUUCAGUUCAUCCACAGUAUUCUUCAGUCUGGGAUUCCAAAAGAGCUGAUCAUGGGACAAGUCGAAGGAUGGAUGUUUAUGAACUGUUACCAAGAAGGCAGUCUUAUCAGCAUAGCUACACAGGUACAAAAUGUACUCAACAGAGAAGAAGUUACAGCUCUGAUAACCUUGCUCUUGAUUAUGACCUUUUUACAACUACCUCAAAGUCAGAAGAUGAAGAGCCAAGUUCUCAAAAACCCCAAAGGAAAGUUCUGGUUGUUUCUGCAAGGGAUCCCAGAGGACGGGUCAUCUAUAUGGGAGCUUCAUGUCGCAGUGAUGACGGACUACAUUCCCGAAGUAAAUCGAUGCAGUCAUCUUCAUUAUCCAGUGUCCCACCCUAUGUCACUGGGAAGAACCAGCAGAAAAUUAAGGGCAAUGUUGGGUCUUCCUCAGCAGCAUGUGAAGCACUGUCUGUCAAAAAGUCUGCAGAGAUAGCAGCUUUGUUUUCAGAUGUAAAGUUAACUCAAACGAGUGACACUGUUGCCAGGAAUCUGACCGAUAUGGAUUCUACAAGCAAAACUGGAGAAGUUUUCUACAACACUCUAGAACCUCCAGAUUACUUCCUGACAUCAAAGACAAGAAACAGUAGGAACUGCAUAGGAAGCAGUCUAGAGAAUUCACUUGGAUAUCUACCAUAAGCCAGAAGAGAAACAGAGAAAACUGUAAUGUGUUCUGGGAUUUUUGUAAGAAUAUCUCCUAAUAUGUAUGAAACAUUUUAGAUCAAAUAAGAUGGAAGACAUCCAGAUUCUCUGCCCAAUACAAUCAUCAAUUAAUGAGGAGUGUGCCUUAAACAAUCCUUGCACCACUAUCAUCACUGAUCUAUUAAUAUGCAUGCAACAUGAUCAUAAUGAUACAGCAUAGGUUUAUAGUAACACAGUGUGCUGAAAGUGUUUUGUGAACAUUGAUUGCAGGUAAUACUAAAUCCACGAACUGGAGUACCCGCAAACAACAGUUAUCAUUUUCAUGAAGAAUACUUAUUUACAUGAACCUCAUUAAUUCUGUACUCUGAAUUUCAUGUUGGUAUUUGUUAUGAUAUUAUAACUGGAUUACAAAUACGAAGAGCUCGUAGUCCUUCAUAGUCAUACAGCAGCUACAGACCGCUUUCAUCAUGAUAUAUAAAGCCUCUACAUAGAGAACUGAGAAUCUUGAAUGCAAUAGGAGGCUAGAAAAUGUCCUGUAUAAAUCUGGCUACAAACCUUGGAAGCAAAAAUUACCUCAGCAAAUGUGGCAAAAUGCUGAGAGUCAUGUAUUACUUCUGAUUUACAUGCACUAUCGGAAUACUGAUCUAACAGUCAUACCAUCAGUUUGGUUCUUUCACAGGACCCUUGUGUUACCUUCUCACCUAUGGUUUGUUCACAAGUAUGUGUUACAUUUUCAUUCUAAAUUUCACUCUACAUCAAGGGCUGGCAUGCACACAGAAGAUACAUAAAGAGAUUCUUUCAAGGCAAUAUAUGAAAGCUUGGAUGUCUGGACCAUGCCCUGACAGCAAGUAACCAUUGUAAAGAAUGUUACUUUCAGUAGCUAGUGCAUAAUGCAGCUUUUUAUAAACAGACUCAAACAUGACUACUGCUAUUUUCUGGGAUGUGGCGACAUUUAUUCUGCUAGAAGUUACCAUAUCCCAGAAGGCAGUACUUUUCUUAGUCACCAUGAGAACUUCAAACCCAGGGAAUGCAGGUAUGUUACCAAGACCAUCAGUUUUACUAGUGUUUACUUGAAGUCAGUUCCAAAGAGUUCUGACAGUGAUGUAUAACACUAAGGUGCACUAAGUUCCUUGAUUUUGUCUAUACUAAACAAUGGGGAAAGCCCCCCCACCCAAGGCAAAACUCUCAGUAACUAAAGUGUUGACCUGAAGUCUGUACAACUUCCUUAUUUCAAUUAAAAAAUUCAUGAACAUAUCUUGAAACCUCAGUAUUUGAAAUCAGAAUAAAUGAACCUGAAUAGUUUGUGUAUGUUUCUUAAACAUGACAAUCAUCAGUUCAAUAUAAGUAUACCGCAUAUAAAACGCAUAGGUUGGUUUCAGGUCUGUAAGAUUUUCACAGGAAAAUACAUUAAACUUUAUACAAAGUGGAAACUCAUACUAAAAAAAUCAAUUUCUGCUUCAAAAGGUUUUACACAGUAAACAAAAAGUUCUCGGAAGAACUAAUCCUAAUCACUACACUCCUUUCACUACAUGUUACACAUGUGCAUGCACACAUAUUUGUUACUGUGAGAACAUAUUUACCGAGCCAUCCCUUCUGGUUCCACUAUUUCAGCUUUCAGGCGUCAUGUCACAUUGUCCUCUCCUUACGGCUGCUCACCCCAAGUCACCUACAGGCAUAUUGCCACUUGUUAGGGAGACCCACAGACACAGGCAGCAAGGUGAUCUCAUAAGUCUACUUUUAAUUUUUCAGAAUAGGAAAGUAUGCUAAAAUGUGAAGGUAAAAGCAAAGUUGCCCCUUUGCUUAAUUAAUUAAGCACCAUGCCAUGAAGACAUAUGAAGUAGAGGUACAGCUCCAUCAUUCUUGACCUCAGCACUAGAUGGAGGUGAGUGGUUAGCUUAAUGUCCAGGCUGCUUUACCCCUGAGAAAGAAGCUUCAGUACCCACUGCACAGGAGACUGGUUUAUACAGUAUACAAGCCAAAAAUAAAUGAACAUAAAAACAUUUCUUUCAUGACAACAGGAUUCUUCAAACAUCUUGUACUUCGCCUAGUCACAAUCACAACAUAAUUUGUAAUAGCACGUAUAAUAACAACACUGCUUUCCCAACCGGUGUAAACCUCGUGUGUAUGCUGAAUAGCACAAUAACACAACAGAUUACUGGGCACUUCAUCACAUAAAAUGGAAAGGAAAAUACUUUCUUAACAUGUAUCACAAAAUGUUUCACAAGCGAGCGAAUAGUAAUCUCUCUCUCUCUCUCUCUCUCUAUAUAUAUAUAUAUAUAUCACUAAAGCCCUUUGAACCGUGGCCGCAUUUUCAGUCUCUUAAUCCUAUACACAGAUGGCAGGACUCCUUGGACAGGGCAUCAGCCCAUCACAAGGCCACUUCCUACACACAGAACACCACAAACGCAUAAUAAACACACAUAGACACCCAUUCCUCGAGUGGAAUUCAAAUCCACAAUCCCAGGGUUCAACCAGGCAAAGACAGUUAGUGCUUUAGACUGCACAGCCACUGUGAUCAGCUUAAUAAUGUGCCUGCGGAGUUAAAAUAAAAGAACAUGGGAAUAUAAACAGGCACAUGGCUCAUAUUGUUAGCUGUUGGGUUAUGUUAGCACAUAAGCUAGUAGGUGGGUAUCAAUAUAUCAGAAGAGCAUACUGUUUCCAUCUUCAGGGUAGACUACACCAUGCCAUAAUCCAGAAGACCAUAAUAUAAAUCUGAAACUCUGUGGAAAUUAAAAUCUUAAGACAGAUAUAUAACUCUCAAGAAAUAAUAGUUAAGAAAAUUACUGUCUUUAAGAAUACAAUGCCAUAUAGUUCAGCAGUUAGAUGUCAAUGUUUUGGGAGAACCUGCUGCCUCCAUCUUCAGGAAAGAAAAUAAUUACUCCAUAUGGCACCAUCUUCACAGUCACCACCAUGACAACCUCAAAUCUCACAAGCUCUAAAAAACAUUGGUAUGAGCUUCCAGUAUCUCCUCCAUGUUUCAUUCAUGUUCCAUAAUGACUACAACUAUCUUAAACUUCUAAUUAAGAUAAAAUAUCAAAUAAGAUAAACAAAAUAUAAAUGCCUAGUGACAAGAGAGACCCAGUUAUGAACUGUAACAGAUCUGUGAAAUUUUUAAACUGGCCUGUCGCGCUUCCUGAGUUAAGGUAAUUGUUUUAAUGCACUGGUGAACAUACAUACUUCCUUCCUAAUGAAACUAAACAUUCCACUAUGUUUUCACAUUCUGGGAAAGAAAAACUGAAUACCUGAUCCUUUGCUGUAUAUUUUAAAAGGACCAGUUUCAUUACAUCAAGAGCGGAAAGGAGCUCCCCACAAAUAAACAUCCCAAAACUGUUCCUUUGCUACCUUACAUAUCUGUCUUGUCCUGAUCUUCAUUCAAAAUAUAUAAAACUCAGCAUCUGCAAUGUUAAUCACAUAAUGCAGUAACACUAUAUUUCCUUGCAUUUCUGACAAGUAGUCACC
This is a messenger RNA of Cryptotermes secundus, 7314 nucleotides long. RefSeq lists its product as uncharacterized. The transcript has 2 exons. The record is from RefSeq and is a predicted model, not a curated record. Bases 145 to 3852 code for a protein of 1235 amino acids. Lineage: Eukaryota; Metazoa; Arthropoda; Insecta; Blattodea; Kalotermitidae.